Messenger RNA from Cavia porcellus (domestic guinea pig), 20742 nucleotides. RefSeq names its product zinc finger protein 778-like. Gene Ontology annotation, molecular function: RNA polymerase II cis-regulatory region sequence-specific DNA binding; DNA-binding transcription factor activity, RNA polymerase II-specific. The transcript has 7 exons. NCBI's taxonomy places the organism in Eukaryota, Metazoa, Chordata, Mammalia, Rodentia, Caviidae. The record is from RefSeq and is a predicted model, not a curated record. Gene Ontology annotation, cellular component: nucleus. Gene Ontology annotation, biological process: regulation of transcription by RNA polymerase II. Bases 17767 to 19524 code for a protein of 585 amino acids.
UCACCAGAGGGCGCCGUCGUCUUUGGAGGCGCCGGCGGCUCGGUGCUGUGUCUGGUCGCCUUCCUCAUGGUGGGUCGUCUCAGUCGUCCCCAGCUGUCCUCCUGCGGGGGCGGGAGUCCUAGAGGUGACGGGAGUAGGGACGUCGGCGGCCUGCGGAGAGUGGAGAGCCGAGCUCCGGGGCUAGCGCAUCCUGCGGGCGUGGCCGAGUCGGGGUCUGGGUGCCGGCGCCAGCGGUCCGGGUCCUGAUUCCUGGUCCUGAAGAGCGCGGCGUGGGAUGGAUGUGAGCAGCCUUUCGGAUUCUGUCCCAGAAGGAAAGGAAUUUCAGCCGUUUAGUAACCUUGCGUCCGGCCCCAGCCCCUUUCCUCCUCAAGGAUUUGGCGAUUCCGGAGAGUUAAGGGAUUGAACCCAGGGCUUCACAGUGACCUACGUCUCCAGCCACAGCCAUCACCACCACCACCACCUGUUUUUGUUUUGGUUUUGAGACAGGAUCUCACUAGGUUGCUAAGUUGCAUGGACUGGGCUGCAAUUUACAGUCCACCUGCCUCAGCCUCCCAGCUCCCAGAAUACUAUACUCUUUGAUAGGCUUGUACAGAUUUACCCAUUGAGUUUAUCACUUUUCAUUUAAUGGCGAACCAUCAUUUGUGUGUAAGUUGAACUUAAAUUGCAUACAUGAAACUUUUCCUUUGAUUACUGGGUAUUACACCUCCUGAAGAUGUCCAGCUGAACCAUAGUAUGAUUUCACCUGAGAAAAUUAAAAACAUUAACGUUUACUUUGUGAAACACUAGAAUUCUGCACAUUAUUCCUCUAUAUGCUUCCUGUGUUUUUGUAUCUUAAGACUUAUAUAUUGCAGUUGUUCAUGUCUUUUUUUAGUUUAGAACAAUCUCUGUUUUCUCUCUCUCUCAUUUUGUGGUGCUGGGGAUGGAAUCCAGGCCUCAUGCAUGCUGAAUGUGUGCUUUACCAUAGAGAAACACCUGUACCCCCAUUUAAUUGACUUUUCAGGAGUCACAUAUUCUUGAGAAAGUCCUAUGUUUUGCUAUUUCUUACUGCUUUCUCAUAGUAUUUUAAAUGUUCUUUAUUGCUUGCUGUUUUCUCUAAACUUGUAAUGGGCUCCAGGGGAGAGGUAGUAAACUUAUAUAAGGACUGAUUAUAAGUACUUUAUGGUUUUUGGCCACAUGAUCUCAAAUUUCUCAGUUUUGCUUUAAUUCAUGUCUAUGGCUAUUAUUUUACUGAUUUUUUUGAGACAGGGUCUUGCUAUGUAGUGGUCUUGAAUUCAUGGUGAUCCUCCUGACUCAGCCUCUUGAGUGCUGGGAUUACAAGCAUGCCUGACUGCUCAUGGUUAUUCUAACACAAGACUAGUGGUAAGCCAGUGCCAGUAUAAAAAGCAGGAUAGUUACCUUUAAAAGUGGACAUAGGGACAAGAGACACACCCCAUGCGCUCAAGGACUGUGAUUGGAGAUACUGGCUUCCGUCAGGCUGUCACUGGGACACUUUUUUUCCAAGGGUAGCCAGCAUGGCAGGGAGAAACAGACACACAGCGAGCUCCCACAGGCCACCACUGGAAAAAUAGACAUAGGGGCUGGGGUUGUCGUUCAGUGAUGGAGUGCUUGCCUGCCAUUGCAAGAACCUGGAUUCAAUCCCCAGCACUGCAAAACUGCAAUUUAAUUUAAUUUGAAAAGAGAGCCUAGAUUUACCCUAAAGUACCAAAAUGUUGUACUAUACAUCUCCUACAAGUAUUUGCCAGAGGCUUCCGGGAAUACGCUGUCUGUUAUGGACACUUGAAGUAUUAUUGGGUCUGCUUGGUAAUUUGGACCAUGUGCUUGAUAAAUUUAUACUUCACCAUUAACUUGCUUUGGUAUUCACUUGAAACUGGAAGCCUUUCAGGUACGUGACUACAUAGAUGUACUAAAGCACAUUCUUGAAAAUAUUGCAUCCAAAAUUCAAAGGAUGCUGGGCAUGGUAGCACAGGCCAGCAGUCCUGGCACUUGGGAGGCUAGAGCAGGAGGAUCACCCUUGUAAGUUAAGACCAGCCUGGGCUACAUCAUUCAAGACCAGCCCAAACUACAUGGUAUGACCCUAUCUCAACUGAAAAAAUAAAAACAAAAACCCACUAAAAAUAAAAAUUUAGGGCUGGGUGAUAUAGCUCCACUGCACAGCAUCCACCUGGCAAGCACAAGGUGCUGAGUUCAAUUCCCAGUACCCCUCCCCCCAAUUCAAAAGCUCUAUUGACCGUUCUGCCCAUUUUUGGGCUGGUAGAUUGGAUGAGGUGCAGUAUCUUACAGUAAAAUCUUUGAGGGAACAUCUUUACAUGAUCCGGACCGCUGAUCCCCUAAAAGCUUUCUUUCACUCCUGAAUUACCACCUUCUGUUUUGUAUCUUUCUUCUAAAGGUAUCUAAACUAUUUUCUACUCCUUAGUCUGUUAGAUACAAUCAGCACGUCAGCACACACUACAUUUGCAAAUGUAGUGUUGUGUGGAAUGUCCAGUCUUCUAGGACUACUGCUAUACCAGAGCCUACAAAUUUGAUGUAGGCUGGGGCAGUGACAUGACAGUACACCCGUACACUGUUGGUCCUCCCAGGUAAAUGCUAAUUGCUUUCUGUUUAUUUUUAGCCAGUUCAGGAAAACAGAACUUAGCUUUGUCAGUACUUGCAUGUCAAGUCAUAGGGAAUGUGUUGGUUUUCUUCUGUAAAUGAGUAUGUCUUAAAAAAUAAUUGGAAGUGGAUUUAGUGAUAUAUUCUGUCUCUUGGAAGGCUGAAGCAGGAGGAUUGUGAGUUGGUAGCUAGCCUAGGCAAUGUAACAAAACCUUGUAUCCAAAAAAAAAAAAAAAAAAAAAAUCCCAAAACAAAACAAAAAAAUCAACAGUUGGAAGUUACUGCCUAAGUAAAUUCAUGAUAACUGACUGUUAGCAUUUGGCUCUUAAAUAUCCUUCCACCAAAGACCAUGUCUUAAGGACUUGGUUCCUCACUUGUGACACUACUGGGAGAUGCUACAAGCUUAAGAGUAGGGCCUGAUUCAAGGAAGUCAGAUCUGUAAUGAAUAGUGAGGCCUCUGCCCUUUUACACACUGUCUGCUUCCUAGCAACCAUGAGGUAAGCAGCUUUCCUCUGCUAUGUGCUUCUGCCCUAAUGUACUUCCUUGUCAUAGGCCUAAAAACCCCUGGACCAGUUGAUCAUGGAUGGAAAUCUCUGAAGCCAAAAUAAAUCUUUCUUCUUUAUAAAUUGGUUGUCUCAAGUAUUUUCUUAUAGCACCUGAAAUCUGUCUUAACACAGUUUUAUUCUUCAAGAUCUAGGUGAUUCCUGUACUGGCCAAUGUGGGAGAUUAAAUUGAGAUGAAUUAAGUGUUAUGAUUCCUGAUUAUUUGAAGUGUUUGAGGGGUUUUUUGUUUUUGUUUUUAUUGGUUUUUUUCUUAGUCAUCUUUCUGCCACUGAACAUAAUACCUAAUACCCACAAUUUAGAGGAGAAGAGAUUUAUUUUGGCUUAGGAUUUUUAGAGGAUUCAGUCCAUAGUUGGCUGGCUCUAAGUCAGAAAGAAAUGAUGGAAGUGUUUGAUAAAUGUACAUUGCUUAUCUCAUGGUGUCCAGGAAGCAAAGAAGACAGAGCAGAGCUGGGGAAGGAGAUAGACAUUUCAGGUAAAUGCCCCCGCUGACCUGCUCUUCCAUCCAGCCUCCACCUGUAACAACACUCCCAGCUGUUAAUUCAUUGGGGCAUUCAUAUACUUAGGAGUGUAGUUCCCAUAUGAUCUAAUCACCUUCCAGAAGCCCAGUCUCUGAACACGUGAGCCUUUAGGGAGAGAUAUAAAUCUAAAUUAUAACAUUCUGUCUCUGGUCCCCAAAAGACUCAUCCAUCUCUUUACACAAAAUACAUUUAAUCUACCACUUGUAUCACCAAAGCCUAACAGUUUCAACAAAUCCAGUCUCCUGUGAGACUAGAGGCAAACUCUUAGAUGUGAGACCCUGUAGACAUCAAAGGGGAAGUUAAAUACUGCUAAUAUACAAUGACAUAGGGAAAAUUCCCAUUCUAAUAGAAAGAAAAUAGGGGCUAAGAAGGACUGGGAAGAAAGUAGCAUGGAGAUCCAGCAGGGCAAACAUUAAAUCCCGUAGUUCCAUGUGUACCACCCUGGAGCACUUUGUGGUAAGAGUGUCUCCACUAUUCUUGCAGCUUGAACCACUGCCUCCCAGGUCUUCUGAAAUCUUGGUGGAAGACUCCAUGACCACAUAACCCUUGCAUUCAGCUUUCCUAAAAAACCAACACCAUAUAGAUGAUACUGAGGUCUGCCACCAGCUCAUGCCAUAAUCAGGUACCCUUGGACCAUGGAAGCAGAGGCCUAUGAGUGCCUAGAUGGCUGAGCACUGAAACAAAUCCCAAGAACCCAAUUCCCUACUCAUUUCUGGAGCAGGGGGUCCAGGGUGUCUUCUCAGAUGAAAGUUUUAUAGUUUAUACCCUUGAGCUUGUGAACAAUAGAUUCCUGCUGAUUCUUGACAUACCCUCAAGCCAUCUCUCCUGUAAUCUUGAUGAAAAAUAUUUUUAAUUUUAGUAUUAAUUGUUUCAAUGGCCACACUCUCCAGGGGCCCAACUUUCCAGGUUGUUCAUUUUCUUGAAAAUGAAAACUUUUUACCUCCUGACUCUCAUAUUUGCUCCUGAUUCUCACUAUAAAUCUGACUAAAAACUGAUACUACACAUAUAACAUCCUAAACAUUGAGCUGCUUUGAAAUUUCUUCUACCAGAUUAAAUUAGCCCACCUCAUUUCAGUCUCUCAAAAAAGUCUGAGGACAUAGGCAGACUGAAAACAUGUUUCAGCCAGGUGUACAUACAUGGGGUCUGCUGAACUGCCAGUGAGGUCUUUGUUCCCAACUGAACUUCCAUGAGGUCGGUCUUUGCUGUCCACAUUUCUGUAAGCAUGCUUGUCUUCAGAGCUCUGACCAGAAUCUCCGAAGCUUGGCUUACAGCAUUCUAGGGCUUCUCUGCAAACCUGUCCUUUCCAGCAAACCACUUCCAAAGCUUCUAAACCAUGUGGUCACAGCAACCCCACUCGUGGUACCAAAACCUGUGUUAAGUCUCUUUCUCAUCACUGGACACACAGGAGAUUCUGAUGUCAGAUAGUCUUUCUCAGUGACAGUAUAUUCAUCCCUCCAUGAAUGUUCUGUGAUUUAUGGUUUAUUAUGUAAGAGGGUAGGGAUUUCUUUCUUGUACCUCUUUCUGUCAAAAGCUUUCAUCUUCUCAGUCAAAAAGCAAAUUUAAGGGAUUCUGCCAGUUGCUUUGAAUGUCUGUAUGCCAAGUAUGCAUUAAAGAAAUAGGAAAAUAAUCAUACUGUGGGUCUGUAGUUCAGUUGGGCCCUCUGUGGAUUAAGAAUUGUUAAAAGGUUAACUGUGGGGUCAUAAAAUUACAGUGUUUAUUUUUCCAAACAACAAUUCGUGAAUUGAGCGCCUCCACAUUGUAAGUGGCUUAGAGGCUGUGAUAAGGGCAGAACAUGAACAUAAAAUGCAGAAUAUACGAGCUCAGUUUUAGUUACACAGCGCCCUGGUUUGGUCUAUUCGAUUUAUAAGUGCCUAGAUAUAACUGUAGAUAGAGGUUUCUGGCUGGAUAGCCUUAUAUUUCAUUCGUUUGAUUUUUGCUUUAAAGAAUAAAAUCUCAACACACAACAAUUAGGGAGUAACAAUGUUAUAUACAUUGCACAUUGUUAUCUUCAGAUUGAUUACUUAGAAUAUAAGACAUCUGCAUUUAAUCGUCCAAACUAUACUAGCACAAACCUUUCUCUUCAAUGAACUCAGAGAAAUCACUAAUACAACUGUCCUAUCUUUUGUGUGAUGUUUCUUUCAGCUUCUUAUAUUAGUGAGACAGUACAAUCUUUAAACAUGUAUGUCUUAUUUAUUUCACUGAAUAUGGUCUCAAGUUGUAUCCAUUUAACUAUAAAAGUCUACAGAUUAUCCUUCUUUAUGGUUGUGUGGUACUCCAUUGUAUAAAAGUACAUAUUUUUUAUCCAUUACUCAGUUGAUGGACUUUUAGGUUGUUUUCAUGAUCUAACUCUUACAAAUUGUGCUGCUGUAAACAUGGGUGCACAUAUAUCUCUGCAUUAUGAUGUCUUUUAUUCUUCUGGGAAGAUAUCCAGAAGAGGAAUAGCUGGGUCAAUUGGGACUUCCAAUCCUAGUUUUUUGAGGAAUCUCCACACUGAUUUCCAUAGUGGUUGUCCGAAUCUACACUCCCAUUCAUAGCCCAUCCAACUUUUGUCAUUGUUGGAUUUCUUAAUAACCUUUCUGGAGUGAAAGUGGGACCUCAGUGUUAUUUUAAUUUGCAUCUCUUGUAUGACCAGUGGGAUGUUGAACAUUUUUUCAUGUAUUUAUUUGCUAUUUGUAUUUCUUCAUCUGAGAUGUGUGUAUUCAACUCAGAUGCCCAUUUUCGGUGUGGGUCUUAAAUUUAAGAUGACUUGAUUUUUCUUUUUAGUUCUUUAUAGUAGAUAGUAGAGGAGCAGCUGGCAAACAUUUUCUCCCACAUUGUGAGUUGUCUGUUUACUCUGUUGGUGGUUUUCUCACUGUGGAAAAAGCUUUUUAAUAAGAUAAGAUCCCAUUUGUUGAUUCUUUGUGACAGUUCCUGUGUGACUGGGGUUUUGUUCAUUAAGUCUACACCUGUGUAGUUUUACCUACUCUAUUUUCAGGUAGAUUUACUGGUUUUUAAAAAAUAUUUAGAUCUUUAUCCAUUCCAAAUUUAGUUUAGUGCAUGGUGAAAGCUAUGGGCCCAACUUUAAUCUUCAGCCUAUGCAGAGCCAACUUUUUCAGCGCUGUUUAUUAAAGAGGCUUUCUACCAGAGAAUGUGUUGGGUACUUUUGUCAAAGAUAAGGUGUCUUAAUGUGUCUGCACUUGUUUCUGCAUUUUCUAAUCUGUUCCAUUGGUCUUUGGGUCUGUUUUUUUUUUUUUUUUUUUUUUUUGGCAGUACCAAGUUGGUUUUUUGUCACAGUAGCUUUAUAGUAUAAUUUAAAGUCAGGGAUUGUGAUACCCCUAUCUUGCCUUUGUUGCCCAGGAUUGCCUGUGCUAUUCUAGGUCUCUUCUGGUUCCAGAUGAAUUUUAGGACUGUUGUCUCUAAUUCUGUGAGAUACGCUAUCGGAAUUUUGAUUGGAAUUGCAUUGAGUCUGUAUUUUCUUUCUCUUGUCUAAUUGCUCCAACUAAAAUUUCCAGGACUAUGUUGAAUAAGAGUAGAGACAAUCAACUAGCGAUUUCUUAUUGCUUAUUUUUUUUGAAAUUAUGUAUUAUUUCUACCCUUUUUAUUUUUUGUGUUUUUUUCUCUUUAAAUAAAAUUUUUUUUAAAAUGGAGACAGUGGACAUCCUUGUCUUGUUCCUGACUUUAGAGUGAAAGCUUUCAGUUUUUGUCUAUUUAGUGUGAUGGUGGCUGUUGGUUUGUUGUAGAUGGCUUUUAUCAGAUUGAGAAAGAUCAUCUAUUCAAAUUUUCUAUAGGGUUUUUAUCAUGAAGGGGUGCUGGACUUUGCCGGAAGUUUUUUCUGCAUCUAUUGAGAUGAUCAGGUGAUUUUUGACCUUGGUCUGUUAAUAGGAGUAUUACAUUUGUUGGUUUACAUGUGUUGGACCAUCCCUUCCUCCCUGUGAUGAAUCCCACUUGAUUAUGAUGUAUAAUCUUCUAGAUGAUUUACUGUAUUUUGUUUGGCAGUAUCUUAUGCAUCUAUGUUCAUUAAGAAAAUUGUCCUGUUUUGUUUUUUAGUUGGGUUCUUUUUUGGUUUUGGUAUCAGGGUAAUGCUUGCUUCCAAGAAUGAAUUUGGGAGUAUUGCUUCCCUUUCAAUUUCAUUGAAGAAUUUGAGAAGUAAUGGUAAAUUUCUUGUGGAAUUCAUCAGAACCUGGGCUUUUCUUUGUUGAUAGGUUUUCAAUUACAUCUUGGAUUUCAUUGAUUGAUACUAGUUUAUUUAUAUUGAUGUUUAUAUCAUUAUUCACCUUUGGUAAUGCUUAUGUAUCUAGGAAUCUGCCCAUUUUUUUCUGUAUUUUCCGUCUUGUUAGAAUGCAAGUUUUCAAAGUAGAGGUAAGAUCAUCUUCUGAAUUUUUUGCAGGAUCUGUUGUGAUUUCGCCCUUUUCAUAUCUAAUUGCAUGGAUUUGAGUCUUUCUUUUUUUUGAUAAAGUUGGCUAACGGUUUGUUAAUUUUAAUCCUUCAAAGAACCAACUCUUGAUUCAUUAAUUUCUUUGUUUUUUUUUUUUUAGUCUCCAAUGUAUUAAUUUCUGCUCUGAUCAUUAUAAUUUCCUCCCUUGUACAAGAUUUUGGCUUACCUGCCCUUCUUUUUAGAUGUUUGAGGUUCGCCAUUAAGUUGUUUAUAUGCACUUGUUCUGUUUUCCUUAUAUGAGUAUUUACUGCUAUAAAUUUCCCUCUUAGGGCUGCUUUCAUUGUGUCCCAUAGGUUAGAGUGUUAUUAUCAUUUAUCUGGAAAAACUGUCUAAUUUCUUCUUUAAUUUUAUCUGUGACCCACUGGUUGUUUAAGAUGGUGCUUUAUAAUUUCCAUGUGUUUAUGAAGUUCUUCUGGUUUCUUUUGUCAUGGAUUUCCAAUUUCAAAGCACUCUGGUCUGAUAGUAUGCAUGGGAUAAUUUAAAUCCCUUUGCAUUUACUUAAGCAUGUUUUGUGAGCCAGUAUGUGAUCUAUUUUGGAGAACAUCUCGUGUGCAGUUGAGAAGAAUGUAUAUUCUGAUAUUGUAGGGUGGAACAUCCUAUAGACCUCUACUAAGUUCAUUUGUUCAAAAGUUUGGUUCAGCUCGAUAUUUCAUUAUUGAUUUUUUUGUCUAGUUGAUCUACCUUUUUGUGACAGUGAGGUAUUGAUAUCUCCCAAUACAAUUGUGUUAGGGCUUACUUGAUGUCUUAAUUACUUUAUGCUCAUCACUGAGACAAAAUACCUGAAGCCCAAAGUUGAGAAAGGAAAGGUUUAUUUCUUAUAGUUUUUGGAGGUUUCAGUCCAUACUCAGUUGGCUCCAAGGCAGGUGGGCAUGUCUGGGCCACAGUUCAUGGCGGCUGCAAACAGCAAACCGGAACCAGCAAAGAGCAAGACACACCUUCUUCCUGCCAUUACAUCACAUCCUGGCUCCACCCCUAUGUGGGUGGAGCACUGACACCAUCAAUCCAAGCACUAUACAAUGAACAAUCACAAAUGAACAAUGCAAACUCAUGAGGCCUGGGGGCCACAGACAUAAACCAUGACAUUUGAUUUUUCAAGUCCAUUAGUAUUUGUUUUAGAGAGUUGGGUGCACUGGUAUUUGUUGCAUAUAUAUUUCUGACUGUUAUCUCUUCUUCUUGGAUUAUUCCCUUUAUAAGAAUGUAGUGAUCUUCUUUACUUCUCUUAAUCAGUCUUGGCUUGAAAUUCACUUUGUCUGCAAAUAGAACACUGCUGCCCCAGCUUUUUUCUGGAUUCCUGUCACACAGAGUAUUAUUUUCCAUCCUGUGACUUUCAGUCAAUGAAUUUGUUUUUGAAUUCAAUGUGUUCCUUUAUGCAGCAUAUUGUUGGACUUUGUUUCUUGAUCCAUUCUGUCAGUCUGUGUGUUUUAACAUGACUGGCUAUCCUAUGUGUUGACUUGUCCUUACCAUGAUUUUUCAUGAUGUUGGCUUCCCCACCUACCCGCCUUUUUCCCUUCCCUCUGAUUGUUUGCCAGCUGGAUUCCUUCUGUUGGGGUUCAUUUUGGAGAACUUGUUUGGUGGCUAUAAAUUUCCUGGGCUGUUCUUUGUCAUGGAAGUAUCUUAUUUGUCCAUCAGUUUUGAAAGAUAGUUUUUCAAGGUACAUCAAUCUGGAAUGAAAGUUGUUUUCCUUUAUAAGUUGAAAUACUUCACUCUAAGCUGUCCUUGAGAGUUCAUGCUAAGAAGUCGGCUGUGAUUCUGAUGGGCUUUCUUUUAUAGGUGAUUUGUCUCUUUUCUCCAUUUAGGGGAAAUUCUUAGGAUUCUAUUCUUUAGGAUUCAUAUUUAGGAUUCUAUUCUAUUGUGUUGAAUUUCUGGAGUAUUGACUAUGAUAUGCCUGACUAUACAUUUUUUUCAAUCAUGGCUAGUUAGAGUUCUAUAUUCCUCAUGUAUCUGUUUGUCAAAUUCUUUUUCUCUACCAGUUUUCCAUCAUGAUGUCCGUGAACAUUUUCUUCAUGUUAUUUGUGAUAUCUCUUGCUUUUUCAUUGACUCCAAUCAAUCUUAAUUUAUUCUUCCUUGUCUCAUCUGUCAGCUGCUGGAUUGAUUUCCGUGCUAGUACUAAGAAACCUGUUUUUCCCUGGUCACUAACUGCAAGCCUGUCUUCAAUAUCUGAGAUCCUGUUCUCACUUGGCCUAAUCUGCUUUGAAUACUCUCACUGGAGAGUUUAUUCUCCUGAAUACCUUCUUGAAUCUGCUUUAUGGGUUCCAUUUCUUUCCUGUGCUGAGCUUUCAUAAUUUUCUUAAACUUGUGUACUUUUUUGUCUGUAUCUGCUCUAGCAUCACUCAACAGGGUCUUUAUUGUGGAUGUCAUCUCUGUAGUUAUCUGAGAGAUUAUUUCUGAUUGCAAUUUUUCCAGAGCCUCAUUCAAUUACUUUGUUGUUUCCACAUCAGAGAGGCCUGGUGGGCGCCUUUCUGACUAUCUCGCCUUGUUGUCCCCUGAAAUUUGUCUUUGGCAUACUCAGUGUUUAGGGCUGUAUUUUGUUUAAGUCUCUUCUUAUUUCCUUUUCUUUUCUCUUUCUUUCUUGCUUUCUUUCUUUGUUUUUUAACUCCUGAGGUGAUGCUUAUAAAUUGCCUGUGAUGAGUUGCUUUAUUGCUAGUAUUUAGGACCCUUAGGUGAUAUCGACUCUCUGAGGUGUCUUCCAGGUAUAGCUGGUUUAUAGGUUUUGAGUCUGUUGGAAGAUCUCACCUCCAGUUUGUUGGCGAUGAGAAGCUGUUGUUCAUUUGGCCCAGUCUUUGGCUCUGUGCCACUACAGUAUUUUCUGUGACCCUUGGUCAGUCUCAGUCAUGAAAUACCAGGACCAACAGCUGUUUAGAGUAAUUAUGUCAGUAGUUUGGCUACAAUGAUACUAAUAGCAUCAAACACAGCCUAGAGAAUGACAGACUGAGCUAACAGUUAACUUGCCGUUUUUAAACAUAUAAACUAGAUUUGUAGUUGUAGCAAAAUCUAAAAGUAGAAAAUUAUAUGCAGUAUACAAUGAUAUGUCAAUCUGUAUGUCAAUUUUGCUCUCAGGAGUUAAAAUUUAAUACAGUUUCAGGAGAAAAUAGAGAAUUGGGAGAAAGAGGAAGAGAUUAAAAGUAAGGUCGGGGGAUCACAUACACUUUGGGAAACUCCUGUAGAAGACUAAAGGGAAAGAUAAGAACAGCACAGAGCCAGGGGAGGCCAGAAACACGUUUAUACCUGUGUAAAAAUAAGAUCGAACAGUGAGGGAGAAAGAAAGGAGAAAAAAACAAAAAUUAAAACUAAAAGACAAACACAAGGGAGAGGAGGAAGAAGACAAACAAAGUCUCCUUCCAGGAGUGUCCAGGUCUGUCUCUGCUUUCCCUGACGGAGAACCAGGGAGACAGCACAGAGGGAGCUGUGCUGAUCCAUCCCAGCACACCCGCAGCGGGGUAGUGGGCACUCUCGGGAAGCCUGUACAUUCUGGAGACAGCACGUUUGGCUCCCCCUCUGCCAAGCACCGACUGCGGGUCUGAGCCCCUCAGGUGCCCAGUAGAGGGAGCAGCCACGAUUCUGAGUUCUGUCCUCAGGCUGCCCAUCUCCAGGAUGGCUCCAGGCAGAUUGUUUUCUCCCGUGGAGAGCGAGCCCCUGCGCUCCCGCCAGUCAGGGGAGUCCUUCACCGCGCUGCUCCCUUUCCUGCUGUGUCUUUCUGCAGAGACUUCGGGAUCCCCGUCCAUCCCCGUCACCAUGCCUGGGCAUCCACGGGCCCAAACUGCUCCUCUCACACCCAGAAUCCCGUCUCGGGGAGAAGGCGCCACCAGCUGCGUCCUUCUUUGUUGAGUUUUCUCUCUUCACUCUCUCCAGGGGCAUCAUUUCGUGCUUCAGAUUCUUCCCGGACCCAGGCACCCACUUCCCUCCCCCUUGUCUUCCUCAUGUCGCUGUGUUCCAGGGUCUGGACAGCAGCUCUCAGAAGGCUUGUCAGCUCUACUACUUACUACUCUGUCAUCUUCUGGUCUCUUGGGUUGUUUUGGGGGUUUUUUUUAAACUAUAGGCAUUUAUAAGAAACAGCUUCAGAAAGCUGGGCAUUUAGCUGUCUGGCAUAAGUACCUGUCUGGCAAGCAUGCAGUUGUGAGUUUAAUACCAAGUACCAGAAGAAAAAGAAGCGACUAGUUUGCUUGUGGUUUUCAAAUCAAACUACUUUAAAUUCACACUGAGAACUAACUAGUUUGACUGUUCAGAAAUUCUUUGUGCAUAGUUCUUUACUUAAUUUACUUUAACUCAGUCUAUCACUUGACUCUAAUAAACCUCUGGAUCAGCUGGUGGGCCACUGUAUUAUUUUGAGUCACCAGGAUUUCUUGUCAUCUCAAGGCCAUAUGGGUACUUGAUGUCCACUGUUAAUCACUCUGCUGAGUACAGAUCUCUGGUGAAGGCUGGAGCAAGAUUUAUAGUGUGGAUAGAGGUAGGGGUGUGGGGUCAGUCCUUUGAUGAAGGAGCACUAGGGUCCUAUAGUAGCUUCUGUGUGCUGAUUGGAUAAAAAGGUCUGAAUCUGCACUGCAGUAUCUCAAGUCAGAUUUUUGGCUAUCAUGUUGGAAGCUUCCUUGUUUUACAAAUUAAACAGUAUUCAGAUGGACACAGGGGCUCACAGUGGCCAGCAGCCACAGCCACAUCUAGCCAUCCUGCGCAUUUUUUGUUUGUUUGGGGAGGGGAGGUUGUUUUUGAGACCAGGUCUUGCUAUGUAGUUUUGAAUUCACUUUAGGUGUGAAUUUACUGUAGUUCAGACUGGCGUUGAACUCACAGCAACCCUCCCGCCUCAGCCUCCCAAGUGCUAGGAUUACAGGUGUGUGCUACCAGGCCCAGUUCAGUCCAGCUGUUUUUGUGCAUAAAUUUGUCGGAGUCUUUCAUUAGGCAGUGCAAAAGAUUGAACCCAUGAACUACGUCCAUAGCCUUUUUAUUUUAUUUCUAGACAGGGUCUGAUGAAAUCACUAAGUUACUCAGACCGUGCUUGAAUUUGUGAUCCUUCUGCCUCAGUCUCCCAGAGUGCUAGGAUUGCAGGCAUGCACCACCACACCUAGUUUGUACAUGAAGUCUUACUGGACACAAUUAUAUUUCUUUACCAGUUUUCUAUAACUCCCAUGCUAAGUUGAAACACAGGCUAUGUGGCCUGCAAUGCCUAAACAUAUAUUAUGUGGUCUGUUAGAGUCGGGUUUGUUAAUUACUUACCUGUUUCAUGCCUUGGGAUCCCAUGAUCGGUUUGCUGUGGGUCAAAGCAUUGUGAUAUCUCCCCUGGCUAUUGUUCAUUGUGUUGGUUUUUGAGACAGAGUCUCACCACGUAGCCCAGGCGGGCCUCAAUCUCACAGUGAUCCUCCUAUGUCAGCCUCCUAACUGCUAGGAUUACAGGUGUGAGCCAUCACUCCUGGCUCCUGUUCUUUUAAAAAAAAUUAUUACUGUUAUUUUGUGGUAGUAGAGGUUGAACCCCUUUGUACAGAACUAUGUCUACCCCUUUUUUUAUCUUUUAUUUUUAGGGUCUUGCUAAGUUGCUCAGUGUGGCCCUCCUUCCUCAGCCUCCCAGAGUUCUGGAUUUUAUAGGUGUGCAUCACCAUAUCCAGCUACAUCGUUAUUUUUUUUUUUUUUAAGAAAAGAGUCUUACUCUGUUGCAUAGGCUGACACUGAACCCCUGGGGUCAAUUGAUCCUGCUAACUUGACACCCUGAGUAGCUGAGACUCUAGGUGCUUGCCACUGAGUCCAGAUAUUGUUCUUGACACAGUAAUUGAUGGGCAUAGUUCACCUCUGCUUAUUCAGUACCCCCUUGAGUCCUUGGUUCCUUGUCAACUCCACUGAAAUCCAGGAGCUCAGGUCUGUGACAGUUUCCUUUGAAGUCAUACCUGUCCUGUAAAAGAGAAUUCAGCAGAGCUUUACAAGGAUGGAGGUGCUUAUCUCGUUAAUCUGGAGAGGAGUGCCUUCUGACCCCAGCACAGGAGGGAGGGGUAAGCUCCACAGGAGGGACUUCUUAUUUUUUUGCAGUGCCAGGGCUGGAACCUGGGGCCUCAUCCACCCUGUGCAUACUUUCUGCUCCUGAGCUAUGUCUCCAAACCUUUUUAAGUUUACUUUGAGAUAGGGUCUCACUAAGCUGCCCAGGCUGGCCUCAAACCUGUGACUCUCCUGCAUUAGCCCCAGAGUAGCUGGGAGCAUAGGUGUGCACUCAGGUUUAUCACACAGGCCUUUCUGUCUUGCUUUGUGGUAAUGGAGAUUGACCAAGAGCCUUUGUACUUUUCCUGCUAAGAAAAGUCAGGGUGUCUAUGAAGCUCUCAGGUGUUAGUAGCAUCUGAGUCCGAGCAGCUAGACAUUGCAUUCCUCGUUUAAUGCCCUCAGUUUUCAUGGAUCAGUGCCUUUAACUUCCCCUUGGAUUUUAGUCUGUGACUUUGACUGUGUUGAGAUUUAACCUGUACAACUAAAUUGUGAGUUUUAUUGUCUAGCCCCAGGGCCACAGAUGACACCAUUUUCUAAAGGCGGUCUUAAGAAACUCAGUUUCUCGAGUCUUGACUGGGUCUGAAAGGUGAGAGAUCUAAGCUUGUCGCUUCUUGUGCAGAUGCAUAAUUAAGAAGGUUCCAUCCCUUACCUCACUGCAGCCUCCAUGGGCACCCUUACUGUUGUCAUGACUCAGAGCAAGACUCACUCGAGGCCUCAAGGCAAAUGUGCCGAUGGGCAGCUCAUCAGAAUCAGCCACAAGUGAUAGCUGAUCCCAUGGGCAGGAGCCUUAGCUCUCUGCUCACCUGAGGGCGUGGCCAGGCCAGUCCGAAAAAUGUAAAUCUCACGUCCCAGGUUCCUCUUCUAGGAUCACUGUACAAUUCUGUAUAAGUCAAGAGCCCACAAAGGGACAACAGUUAUUCCUUGAUUGUUUAUUUAGCAGUGCUGGUGCUAGAACCCAGAGUGUCUUGCAUGCUGGACAAGCACCCUAACACUAAGCCAUGCUCUCUGCCUGUUUUAAACAAGAAGGAUGUAAGAAACUUUUUUUAUGGUGCAGGGAUGAAUAAGAAACAUAAAAAUUAAAGGCAGUUUUUUUACUUGUAAGCAUUAACUGUGCUACACACUUUACAUGUGGCCCAAGACAACUCCUCUUUGAUCACUGUGGCCCACACAAGCCAAAAGGUUGGAUACCCAUGAGAGUUAAGACCUAGUACCUGGAAUCUUAGACACUUUCUUGUUGCUGGGACAGAAUACUCAACACCCACAACAUAAACAAGGAGUGAUGUAUUGUGGCCUGACACACAGUGUCUAAGCACAAAGCACAGUGAAGGCUCCCGGUGAGGAACGCUGCUGCCCUCACAGCUGCUGGGAAGCAGAGAGAAGCAAGGAGCCAGCGAGGGAGCUAGCGCCUCCCAGGUCGUGCCCGAAGUGACCCACCUCUCCUGAGCAUGCCCUCUUCCUACAGCAGGUCAGCAGCACCACCCAAGCCACUCCCCUUCCGGAAGCUUUCCUUGAUGCACGAGGCCUUGGGGGACACCAGAUGAAAGCCCAGCGUCAAGGAAGGGAAGCAUAUUCCAGCCCUCCACCCUAGACGCGGCUUCCUCAGGUGUUGCUGGGCUGAAGACACCAGUGCCCUCUGUUGGAAGGCGGACACGGGGGCUUGGUUGUCUGGGCCAGCAGUGGUCAGCAGUCACAAGACCAGCAUUGUCCAAGCCUGUGGAAUGCCAGCCAACACUGGCUGGUGGGCAAAUCCACACAAGAACCAGAGUGUUGAAUGUGCACAGCCGGUGGCCGUGAAAGUGGUCUCUGCAGUACAGACAAGCCAGGAGAGGCAAGUGAGGUGUGAAGAGACACAGUCCCCCACCCGUGGGUCGCACAGUAGUGACAGCGCACUACCGUACGCAGGGCUCAGGGCUGUAUUUUGUAAUGCAUAUUGUUUUAGUUACUUUUUACUCGUUGCUAAGACAAAAUACCUGAAGCCCAAAGUUGGGAAAGGAAAGGUUUAUUUCUUACAGUUUUUGGAAAUUUCAGUCCACACUCAGUUGGCUCCAAGAUAGGCAGGCAUGGCUGGGCCGCAGUUCAUGAACCAGCAGAGAGAAAAACACACCUUCUUCCUGGUUACAUCACAUCCUGGCUCCACCCCUAGGUGGGUGGAGCACUGACACAAUCAAUACAAGCACUAGACAAUGAACUAUCACAAAUGCACAAUGCAAACUCAUGAGGCCUGGGGGACACAGACAUAAACCAUGACACACAUUUACUUCACUGUUACCCCAGUGUACAUUGGCAUUGUUGAGAAAGGACCUCCAUUGUUUGUUAGAUGUCAGUCCCUGGGUGCCUCUCGUGGGCCAGUCUCUGUGCUGACAACAGGUACAUGGGGAGUGGGGUGGAGCUCAGUGGUGGAGCUCUUCCCUGCUGUGGGUGAGGUCCUGGGUCCCUUCUGUGUCUCCAGCACAUAGAACAGAGGCAGAGAAUGAAGGAAGGAAGGAAUGUGCCCAUGACAGGCAGAAUUCUCCAAAAACACAGGGGAUCCUAACUUUGGACCUUGUCAAAAAGAAUUACUAAAGCUGGGUGUGGCGGCACACAGUGGUCUAUAAUCAGUUACUCAGGAAGCUGAGGCAGGAGAAUUGCAAGUUCAAGGCUAUGUAGGCAGACCCUGUCUCAAGGACUGUGGAUAAAGCUCAGAAGAGUUCUAAAUUCAAUCCCCAGGACUUGAAAAUAAAAUACUACUACCCCUGGGUAUAGUAACUGUAAUCUCAGCACUUGGGAAGGCUGAGGCAGGAGUGUCGCCAAGUCCAUCCUUUGUGAGACUUCGUCUGAAAAUAAACGAAGACUGGGGAUGAGCUCAGUCUGAACUUCUGGGCCCCAGUCCAGUCCCUGGUACCAGAGGCAGAGAGUGGAGUGGCAAAAACCAAGAUAAUUAUUCUUCACCCCAAUUCAUCAGUAUUCGCUGGGCACUAAGCUUUGAUGAGAUAACUUGAUUUCUUACCCUGUCAUAAAGUUCAGAGUGGAAAACUACUCAUCCAAAAAGGGUACGAAUAUUCUCCAGCUUGUGAUGAACUGAAUGAAGAUUCAGAUUUUUGGUUUAAGUUUUAAUUUAUUAAAACUAAAAAAUUAGAAAAUAUCUAUAUUUUCUAUGGCAGUACUGAUGCAUAUCAGUCAGGACUUAUUAAAGAAACAGCUAUAACACAAGAACUAUAUACAAGAAGUUACAAGAUUGGCUCACAAUGGUCGGCCACAGAGGGAGCCUGCAGGUGUCACGUGCUGGAGGCUGGAGGGUGCAGCCAAGGGCUGGAGCUCACUGCAGUGUCCUGUGCAAGUCCAGUCAGAAGGCUGCUGGGUCUGUGACAGGAUGCUGGAAAUUCAGUGGAAGUCUGAAGGGUGCCAGGCAGAAGCCUAACAGUCUGUGCGGCAAGCCAGGAGAGGGCAUCCAGCUGAAGACAGCCGGGCUCCUCCCAAGACCAGCAGGCCUUCCGCCUGCUUUGCCUUUUACUGUGUGCAGGCUGCGCCCUGGGGCGGGUGUAGCGCUCACACCAAGGCGCCUCCUCUUGCUCAGGCUGAGAUCUGAGCCGCUGAGUUAAACUUCUGAGCUUCUCAAGGUGACACAGUGUUCCAGAGUGCUAACCGGGUGUCCUUUGCACCCCAGGACAGCAGCUGCUGCGGCACUACCCCAGGAGCCCUUCUGUGUAGGGAGCCAGGAUUCCUUCUUGAAGAAAAGAUAAAGGAGGACAGGAUGGUGGCUGACUGCCUGACAGGCUGCUAUCAGGACUCGGUGACCUUUGAGGAUGUGGCCCUGGACUUCACCCAGGAGGAGUGGGUUUUACUGGACCAGAGUCACAGAGAGCUGUACAGAGAGGUGAUGCUGGAGAACUAUGAGAACCUGACCUCCGUGGGUGCAGGGGGUGAGCUGGUCAAGCCCAGUCUGAUCUCCUGGUUGGAACACAAGGGGGCCUGGAAGACGGAGCAGGGAGGAGAUGCCCACGAAUGGGAAAUGCAACUCAGCACCAAGGAGACAGCCUUUCAGCAGAACUUUUUGAGGGGACAGACUUCCCAUGGCAUGCCAACAGCAAGAAGCCAGAGUGCAGGGGAGCUCUGUGACUCCGCGCAGUGUGGGGAAAUCUUCAGUGAACACUCCUAUUUCAAGACACACCUGAAAACCCAAAUAUAUGGAAAUUUUCCUCACUCCACUGGGCACACUGUGCCUGUCCAAGUGCACGCCGUGAAACACUACGCGUGUAAGACUUGUGGGAAAGCCUUCGGGCGCUCUUCAAACCUUAACAGGCACAUGCGAACCCACACUGGGGAGAAGCCCUAUGAGUGUAAGGAAUGCAGGAAGCCCUUCACCACCUACUCGCGGCUGGUGGAACACUUCAGAACCCACACCGGAGAGAAGCCCUAUCAGUGUAAGGACUGCGGGAAAGCCUUCACCAAGCGCUCGGGCCUCAUCACACACCUCCCCACCCACGCUUCCGAGAAGCCCUACGAGUGCACACAGUGUGGGAAAGCCUUCGCUUCACCCCCACGCCUUUCUCAGCACGUGAGAACCCACAGCGGAGAGAGGCCCUACGUGUGUAAGGAGUGCGGCAGGGCCUUCCUCACCUCCUCCUACCUGCGCAACCACGUGAGGCGAACGCACAGCGGAGAGAGGCCCUACGUGUGCGGGGAGUGUGGGAAAGCCUUCCAUUCUUCCUCCUACCUGCACAGACAUGUGAGAACCCACAGUGGAGAGAGACCUUUCACGUGUAAGGAGUGCGGGAGGGCCUUCCUCACUUCCUCCUACCUCCAUAACCACGUGAGAAAGACGCACAGUGCAGAGAUCCCGUACAUCUGCGGCGAGUGUGGGAAGGUCUUCCAUGCAUCCUCAUACCUACGGAGACACGUAAGAACUCACAGCGGAGAAAGACCCUAUAUAUGUAAGGAGUGUGGGAAAGCCUUCCUCAAUGUCUCCUACCUGCGUAAACACCUCACCAUCCACACUGGAGAGAAACCCUAUGAAUGUCAGGAGUGUGGGAAGGCCUAUAAUAGGUGUAAUCUGCUCAACGAACACUUAAAAACUCACACAGUGGAAAAGCCAUUUGAUUGUCACGUAUGUGGGAAAUCCUUCCAGUAUUUCUCAUACCUCACGAAGCACAUUCGGAUUCACACCGGCAUAAAGCCCUAUAAAUGCAAGUACUGUGGGAAAGCCUUCACCACCUCCUCCAGCCGAACGGAGCACAUCAGAAGUCAUACUGGGGAGAGACCCUAUGAAUGCAGGGAAUGUGGGAAAACCUUCACUUCAUCCUCAAACCUAAUUCACCAUGUAAAAAUUCACACUCGCGAGAAGCCCUAUAAGUGCGAGGAGUGUGGGGAAGCCUACAGCAGCAUCUGCCUGCUCAGUGACCACCUAAUGACGCACACAGAGCAGGAACACUUGGGAUGGGACGAAUGCCAAAAGCCACGUAAGAAACCCUCACAUCUUCAUCAGUGCAGCGGCGUGUACACCGCUGAGUAACCUUGCUCUUGUAGAGAGCGAGGGGUAGCCCUCAGUUACUCCAAUUUGAUUUGAAGACAUUCGAGAACUCAUACUCAAGAUGCCCCAUGAAUUGAGAGAAGGAAAUAUGAAGGUCUUGUCUGUUUCCCAGGAAGUUAUUCUUAAAUAUGUGAGGCUUCACACCGAAGGGAGAGCCUGCUGUGAAUUAUGUGGGAAAGGUAUAGUUCUGCUGAGCUUCACUUGUGAUCUCACAGUGAAGAAGACUUUAUGAAGGUAAGAAACGUGGGAAAGUCAUUUUUACAUGCCAUUAAUUCUCAGCAUUUAGUGAAAAUCCUGAUUCAUGCCCAAGAGAAAACUGAAUAUAUGGACUAUGGUAAUCUAAUCCCCGUAUUCUGAAAUCUGGUAGGCUGACAAAAAUGUGGCCAUCCAGCGCGUCCUUCUUUAUUUUGAAUGUUUGCGAUUCUGUCCUGAUCAUUUCCAGAGGAAUUCGCCAUUCUUUCCCUUCUGAGCAACCUCAUUUCAUUCCAGUUACUACAGCAUCUGAGUAGCGGCCUGGCAGCAAACAGUGGGCAUUUGGGAUCCAAACAGUACUGUCUGGAGCCUUGUGGAUUCCUUGGUUCAUUUGUCAGGCUCUCGAACAUGGUCCCAGCUAUAAAUUCAGUGCUGGUUAAGCUUCUUGUUUCUCUUUCCUGUCUGACCCUUUCAGAUGAGAGGGGAUGAGGGAGCCUGGGAUGGAUGGAUGCUGGCGGUACAGGUGCCUUGGUGUCAUGGCCAUGGCAGGAGGGCACUUGCACUUGAGAAUGGGAGAUUCUGUGCCAUCUGGCAGGGCAGGAGCUGGCAUAGCCGGCAGCGUGCUCUGUGCACUGUGCCACUUGGCAGAGCGGUUUUAUAUGCCUGAGUCAAGCACCGGCUGGAACUGGUAGUAAAAUCUGGAUUAUUCAUUCCACGUACAGUGAAAAAACAAAUGCCCCCGUGAACACAGCUGUUCACCACAGCCCAUGGUGCUGGAGCUCAUCAUGGCACCUUCUGAAUGUGGCCUUUGGGUACAGACAUGCACACCACAACCAGAUUUCAGCCUCAGUGGUCCAAAUGUGUGUCCUCCUGAUGCUUGAGCGACCCUUGGUUAUUUGUGGAUGGCCAGCAGGCUGCAGCCACUUGAUGGCUCUUUUUGUGGCUCUUAAUCGAGCCAGUGUGAUGUAGUCCAAAACAAGGCAAAGAAUAAAUGUGGAAUGAAAGAGA